GGAAGAACCGUGAGCCGUUAGUUUCCGUUCACUCCUCCUUCUCCUUCAUCGCUUAAACCUUGUGAUUGUGUUUGCUUCGCUCCCUCCUGUCCUCCCCUCUCCUCUCCUCUCCUCUCCUCUCCUCUCCUCUCCUCUUCUCUUCUCUUCUCCUCCUUCUCCUCUAUUUGCCAAUGAGUUCUUAUUUUGUGAACCCCUCUUUCCCCGUGAUACCGGGAACGGGCGGGGGCGGGCAGGCGGCGGCGGAGCCGUUCCUCGGUCAGAUCUCGCUCUAUUCGUCGGGAUACGCCGACCACCCGCUCAGACACUACCCGGGGGCUGCAGCCGUCAGCGCGGCCGCAGCCGUGGCGUACAGCGCCGGCGGAGGCACCGUGCAGGACAAAUACCCGGGCUCAGCCUACUACCAGCAAGCGGCAAACGGAGCGUACGGCGGACACCGCGCGGCGGGAGUCGGCGUGGGGGGCGCCGCCGGAGUCGGAGCCUGCGAUUAUGCCUCGGCGGCAGCGGCGGCCGCGGCGACGUUUUACCGGGACAAAGAGCACCCGUGCGCCCUGGAGGAGCACCAGCUCGCGCUCAGCCAGGACAGCAUGCAGCGCAAGGCGGAGUGCGCGGGGCUGGCGGGAAAGGGGCUGUUUGCUGACACCAUGGACGACAAGGCGGCGUCGACCCCCAUCUACCCGUGGAUGCAGAGGAUGAACGCCUGCAACGGCACCUUCGGCAGCCCCGGCAGGCGCGGGCGGCAGACGUACACGCGCUACCAGACUCUGGAGCUGGAGAAGGAGUUCCACUUCAACCGCUACCUGACGCGGCGGAGGCGCAUCGAGAUCGCGCACGCGCUCUGCCUCACGGAGCGCCAGAUCAAGAUCUGGUUCCAAAACCGGAGGAUGAAGUGGAAAAAGGAGAACAAACUGAUGAGCACAUCCCCGUCGACCUCCUCUUCCUCUGCAGUGAACGGUACAGAUGAAGAGGACAAACGGACGGAGUAGUGGAGGAGGAGGGGGGAAAGAACAAACGAAAAACAUUUAGGCCACAAAGAGGAAGAGGAGGAUGGAGGAAAACGUUGCCGCCGUGGAGAGGUCUGUGGAGCCUGUGGAAGUGGCGCUUGCAGGUCCAUUUCUCCGCCUGUUCGCUGAGCAGAACGGACCGGAACGGAACGCGGAUGACACGCCGAGCUCAAUCCGAGCUCUGCGUGUCCCGAUCUCCAAGAUCUCCAUGACUUUUCUGGAAACCAAAAAGGAGUUCCACACAGUCAGCAUGAUCCACAUCAGUUUAGUUAAAGAUUAUGAAACAUGAUUUUGUAAUUAUUAUUAUUGGAACUGUAAAAAAGCUGACACGCGAUGUGACUAAAAGGAAAUCAGGUGUUUUUGUUUUAUCCUUCCAGGACUAAGUUUGCAUACAUGAUCUAUAUACACAAUCCUGUUGAACAAAAUCAGAUAAGAGUAAAGACAAAAGUUAUCUGAGGUUUAACAGAUCAUACCUGGACACACACCUGAGAGUUUUUUUUAAUCCGCACUCUUUAUUUUUGGUUUCUUGAAAAGCAAAAUCAUUUUAUUUUAGUUGAGGGGGGUCUUCAGGCAGUUUUCAUCUUUUUAUUUUCACAAAGAGAAAUAAUUUCAAUUUAUUAACCUAAGCGUAAUGGGAGGGGGUUCUUGUGUUCGUGGGGCAGGAAAGACCUCAACGCGGAAACGUUUCGCUGCAUUCCAAGAUGAAAAAAAAAAACUACCAAACUUUUUAUUCUAGUCAUAUAUAGUUUAUUUUUGUAUUCAUUUUGUCAAACUGUGAUGCACUUGUUGAGCUGCAGGUCAACGGGAGGGGGAUUUUUUUUCUCGAUGUCAGCUGUUAUUUGCUCUAUUUUCGUGCAAUCGCACCUUGCACGCGCUCAGAAGUCCACAUUUCCAAAUGUUUUCUGGUGUUCGUACUGUAUGGAAAUGAAAAAAAAGACAAACUUGGUGGGGGGGGGUCACCUUUUGUGGAGGGACAGUGUCACUCGGGGGGGUCUUUUAAAGCUGGACUUUCUUGGAGGCUGCAGAGGGGACGGGGUGUCAACCUACUGAUGAUAUUCUCCAAACUACCUACAAACGUUCAGGAGCGUGUGCAUCCGACCCGUUUCUCAGUCUAAUGUUAGUGUUUUUGUCACGUAUACUACCUAUGAGAAUGUCCAAUAAAGUGUUUGGAAAGUG
Oryzias melastigma (Indian medaka) is the source of this 2177-nucleotide messenger RNA. It is a transcript of the gene hoxb6a, whose product is annotated as homeobox B6a. The transcript has 2 exons. Gene Ontology annotation, molecular function: DNA-binding transcription factor activity, RNA polymerase II-specific; RNA polymerase II cis-regulatory region sequence-specific DNA binding. Gene Ontology annotation, cellular component: nucleus. The record is from RefSeq and is a predicted model, not a curated record. Bases 171 to 983 code for a protein of 270 amino acids. Gene Ontology annotation, biological process: regulation of transcription by RNA polymerase II; anterior/posterior pattern specification. Lineage: Eukaryota; Metazoa; Chordata; Actinopteri; Beloniformes; Adrianichthyidae.